Molecule: messenger RNA, 473 nt
Organism: Strongylus vulgaris
Lineage: Eukaryota; Metazoa; Nematoda; Chromadorea; Rhabditida; Strongylidae
Source: the annotation of a GenBank genome assembly
AUGUCAGGACCGUACGGACAACCUGGUUACAAUCCCCAGUAUCAGAAUCCUUACCCAGCUGGAGGUGGGCCGCCACCCGGUUGGGCUCAAGGGGGACAGCAGCAGGGAUUCAUGCCACCUCCAAUGCCGCAUCCAAAUAUGAUGGGGAUGGGAGGUAACCCCCACUACGCCGAAGGUGGGGAAGCCGACAAGUACAAUCUUCAGUUCAGUGACCGCACUAUUCGUGCAGCAUUCGUACGAAAGGUCUUCUUCCUGGUGGCUAUAAUGCUUGGCGUAGUGGCCCUUAUGACUGCGGUUCCGUUUUUCAAUCACGAUACGAGACUUUUUGUAGCUAGAAAUAUUGGAAUGUAUUGGGCGGCUUAUGGUGUAUUCUUCGCUGUCUAUUUGGCUUUGAUGUGCUGCGAGUCGGUUAGGCGCUCGUUCCCAGCUAACAUCAUCAUGACGGCUAUUUUCGUGAGUCUUUGCAAUUAAAC